AUGGACGAGUCAGACACUCCUACAGCACGAUGGCAGCAGCGAGAGUGGAAGGAGAGUAUUGGUGGUAGGCAAGAGAAAGCUCUCGAGACUCACGGAAAGCGGCUCCGAUUCCUCGAGGGAACACUACGGGAUGCUUAUACGCAGUGCGAGUCCAUGAAGAUCCUCACGAAAAAGAUGAUACUCGACAAGAAGUGCAUCGUCAACGCGAGAAUAGUCGUCGUUGGAGCUUCUGAUACUGGCUUGUCGGCCCUGUCAUCGCUAAUGUCGAUGCCCAGGCUCCACUUCACCUCGCUUACGCUAUUGGCACCCGGGGGGAUCAGCUAUUUCCUGGAUGAUGACCUAGACCGCAUCAGUUCCUCACAGCACUCACUCACCAAGAAGCCUCUCUGUCACGUCUGUUCAAGAGCCAGGCGUCCGAGAGAGGCCACACAGCGUCGCUCCGCCAAAUUCUCCCCUCGGGAGCUGCGCCGUCUCAUGAUGGACUCUCGUGUGCGCAUACUAGAUGCGAGGAUGAUAUCCCUCAAUCGAGGCGCGAAGACUAUCUCUGUGGUACCGAGCUGUGAGGACGGUUCGGAAGCAGAGGCUUCUGGAAGACUUAUCGAAGUUCCUUAUGACUAUCUGAUUCAAGGUUUGCUCGGCAGGCUUGUCCCUCCUAAGAAGAUCGUGCUGGUCCUACCGCCCAGAAGAAGUCGUGAGACUAUCGCGGAUGAGGACGAAGUACUGCCUGUGGACGCCUUUGAAGAAGGCGAGGCUGUUGAGCAGAAGUUGCACUGCGUUCUGGAGAGCAUCGGAGUACGGGUCCAUAGUGACCUCACUCUGACAGGAGUGGAGCAAGACACCAGGCAUCGGCUUAGUGCAGUCAGGCUCAUCGGGUUACCUGGUGAUACGGAUAAGUCCGAGGAGCCGCAAGGAACACGAGGAGGACCAGUACGAGGGAUUCUGGAGAGGCUGUUAAAGGCGAACACCUCGGAGGAUCCAAUACAAUACAAGAUCACUUGCCGAGUUUUGCUCACAGCUGAUGGUCACAGCGUCGACCCGAGAAUAUUCUCGUGCAUUUACGCCAAUGAGCUUGUGUAUGACGGACGUCUCAUUGUGGACCACCUCUUCCGAACUAUAGACGAAAAUAUCUUCGCUGCCGGCACUCUCUGUGAGUUCUCCCGUCGGUAUGUAGAAGCUCAGGGUAGCGGCAGAGGGACGAGGAAAUUCCAUCAGAGUCUGCGCCUGGAUGGCUACAAUGGUCGUGAGGUUGGCGGCAGGCUAGCUGAGGCCAUUGUCAAGUAA
Molecule: messenger RNA, 1281 nt
Organism: Perkinsus marinus ATCC 50983
Lineage: Eukaryota; Perkinsozoa; Perkinsida; Perkinsidae
Exons: 13
Coding region: 1-1281 (426 amino acids)
Source: RefSeq, a predicted model, not a curated record